Malaya genurostris is the source of this 9595-nucleotide messenger RNA. RefSeq names its product beta-arrestin-1 (gene krz). The transcript has 11 exons. Gene Ontology annotation, cellular component: cytoplasm. Lineage: Eukaryota; Metazoa; Arthropoda; Insecta; Diptera; Culicidae. The coding region runs from base 482 to 1906 and encodes 474 amino acids. Gene Ontology annotation, molecular function: G protein-coupled receptor binding. The record is from RefSeq and is a predicted model, not a curated record. Gene Ontology annotation, biological process: G protein-coupled receptor internalization; signal transduction.
CACAGAUAACAUCGGUCCUGUGCUGGAUUCGGUCGCAGCAGCGGAACUCAUCGCGAAUUCUGAAACGACUAGGUGGAACGCGCUAAACUUUGGUGGAAAUUACGGAUUUCAGCUUUUCCGAGUCUUGCUGUCGAUAGACUUAGACUUAUCUAAGUUCAAUCGAAGGACUGCAGGAUCUAUUUUCAUUGAAGACAAACGUGGUGUUGAAUCCAAUGCAAUAAAGCAUACAUUUGACUACUAAGCAAACCCACCAGUAUGGACAGAAGAUUUAUUAGAAAGUGCUAUUCCAUGUUAUUCUGAUACAACAUUAGGCCCCAAGAAAGUGUUGAGUGCUCUCGGAACGAGGAAAAGUUGUAGUUGAUAUAAUUUUGACAACUGUGUGUAAACUGCUUGUGGAAACAAGCAGUGCCCAACAAACUCACGCAAGUGAAUCGUUUACACUGGAUAUAUCAUUUACAGAACGACGGUAGAACGUGGAACUAUGAAUCAUCUCCCCGGAUCGUCCCCGCGGUCACCGGCACCGUCUCCUGAUCCGGAUGUGGAUGAUGGGAGCUCCAAAAAACAAGCCACCAGGGUAUUCAAAAAGAGCUCCUCCAACGGUAAAAUAACAGUCUAUCUGGGCAAGCGAGACUUUGUGGAUCAUAUAACGCACGUUGAUCCUAUAGAUGGCGUCGUACUGAUAGACCCCGAUUACGUGAAAGACCGUAAAGUUUUCGGCCACGUACUGGCCGCAUUUCGAUAUGGACGCGAGGAUUUGGACGUGCUGGGGCUUACAUUCAGGAAAGAUCUGUAUCUGGCCUCCGAACAGAUCUUUCCGCAACUUGAAACAGACCGACCUCUGACCCGCCUACAGGAACGGUUAAUCCGAAAACUCGGACCAAAUGCCUUCCCAUUCUACUUCGAAGUGCCACCUCACUGUCCUGCCUCGGUUUCACUUCAACCGGCACCCGGUGACACCGGAAAACCGUGCGGUGUGGACUACGAACUGAAGGCUUUCGUGGGCGAAACACCCGAAGAUAAGCCUCACAAGCGAAACUCGGUGCGAUUAGCAAUUAGGAAAAUUAUGUACGCACCAUCCAAACUGGGUGAGCAACCAUCGAUCGAAGUCAGCAAGGAGUACAUACUGAAACCAAAUAAAAUCCACCUAGAAGCGAGUUUGGACAAAGAGCUUUACCAUCAUGGCGAGAGUCUAUCGGUAAAUGUACAUAUAGCGAAUAACUCGAGUAAAACGGUGAAAAAAAUCAAAGUCUCCGUGCGACAAUUUGCCGACAUUUGUCUCUUCUCCACGGCGCAGUACAAGUGCACGGUUGCAGAGGUUGAAUCAGAGGACGGAUGUCAAGUGGCGCCCGGUUUCACACUUUCCAAAGUGUUUACACUGACUCCACUGUUGGCCAACAACAAAGACAAGUGGGGCUUGGCCCUGGACGGGCAGCUGAAGCAUGAGGACACCAAUCUGGCCUCAAGCACGUUGUCUCGCAACAUGGUUGAUGGAAAAUAUAGAAUUGCCGAUCCAUCGCAACGGGAGAAUCUGGGCAUCAUCGUGCAGUACAAAGUCAAGGUUAAGCUGUGCAUUACGCCACUAGGAGGUGAUUUAGUGGCCGAACUACCGUUCAUCUUAAUGCAUCCGAAACCGGAAGACGACGAACCGGUGAUAGGAGAACGAUCUCCGAACCGAACGAUAAACAGUGCUGCUGAUGGAAGUGGCAAACACCUGACGGCCGGAACAGGUGCCACCGGAGGAGACCAAAACAGUAAGAACGGCACCAAUCACAGCGGGUCCGGUACGUCGAAAGAGGACGGUCCCAAUUUAAUACAGUUAGAUGGCGACGAACCCUGCCCCGACGACGACAUAAUAUUCGAGGACUUUGCCCGGUUACGUUUGAAAGGAGCUGAAACGGAAGCUUAAUAGAGCAACGCCACAUCCUUAGCUCACGUGUGGGUGUGUGUCCGUAUGUGUACGUACUAGUUUUGUGCAGUUACAUGAGGUAGCUAAAUGAGCGCGCGUGAGUUCUGUAUCAGCGAGUGUAUGCACCGACACAAUGAAGUUCACAGUCGAGUUCCAACAUUUUGCCAAAAUAACCAUAUGCGGACAACGUCAGCACACUGCAGCAUCUAUUUUAUAGCAUCAAAACACGUAGUGUUGCGAGCACUUGCACUACCCAAAGCCGAAGCGGAACCAUUUUCUAUUGAACCAAAUGGCGGAUGGCUUCAUUCUGUUCUAGUAGCACCAUCCCUGUGUAAGUAGAGUCGGAAAAUUGGUGGAGAGAUGAAGUGUAGAUUGGGCCUUAGAAGAAUAGAGCACUGAUUUGUGAAGUUGUGUUUAGACAGGAAUCGAUGGUCCUUGCUAUGUUUCAUGCAGUGAAAAACAAACAGAAAAGAAACGACCGACAGAAACUCUUGAUAACUGUGUAAGAAAAUAGAGAAUGGACAUGCUUUUGUAAAGUAAUAAAAUUUAAAGGCGAUGAAGAAUUCGAAUUGUUUAUAUACAAAAAAAGUGAAUGAAACCGUUGAAAGUAGUGUAAGGAAAAUAACUUGUAAACUGCGAACGAGCUAAUUUUUAACACAAUUUUAAAGGAAUUUACGCAAAACAAUAACAUGAAAGCAUUUAUCAGGCAUACAAGUGUUCGCUGUUCCCAACUAUAGUCACAAUCGUUUUCAGUUAGCCAGCAGUGAAAUGAAAAUAUACAUAUUAGGUAUGCCGCAUUUUUUCCGAUAAACUGUACCGUAGGAAGUAAGCAUUUAUAACAACAUUUCUUAAUUUAUUACUGUUACUUUGUCUGUUUGAAAAAAUAUUCCUGUUUUAGUCUAGCUUUUAUUUAUUAUCCUAAGCCUGCAUUACGGAGAAACCGAAGAUUUCUAAUAUAUAUAUAUGUACAUGAAUCGAUACAUCCCACGUAGCUCGGUCAAGAGACUCGUCAAGAGCCGGACAGAUUCUGUGUCGACUAUUUUUAGUGUAUUAUUUCUUAAACUUUGCUAAACGUAACUCAGUUUGCUAGGAAAUCACCUGAAACCUACGGUAAUUGCCAAGCAAUCUUUACUUUUCUUUCUGUACAUCAAUUUGUUCAUCUCUGUGUGAAGUACCGGAACAAUUAAAUACUGCACCCACUAUGUUUAUAGAUUGGUUGACUGUUAGAUGUUUAUAAUGUAAGGAUGCUGGAAAAAAAUAAUGAUUUUAACCUUUCGAAAAGUUUCUACACUCAGCAUUUUCCACUUACCGUGGCGGAAACUAGCAUGGUCUAGAUUGUACUUCUACUUGUUUUAGAACAAAAAAAGUUGCUUACAUAAAUGCAUCGUGGUACUGGUGGUAAACCAGCACAACAAAUGUUGGUAAUGUUGGCGCUGUUCAAAGAGGCCAGUACCAACUACCGUACUGUAUUUUUACUCGUAGGAUAAUUUAUCCCGUAUCACUUAGGUCGUUUUGUCUAAUUAUAAACUAAUGGCAGUGAACUGUUAAUUGCAAAUGUAUACAGUUCACAGCGAAAAAUAGAGAGGUAGGGUAGAAUGUUGAAAACCCACUAAAUGCUGCGACUGGGUGCGUAAAAACAAAUUCCGGCGCUUCUUUUCCUGAUUUUAAUCAAUAAAUCUUCCAUAUGGUUGAAAAAUAUACCAAUCAUCAGUUCAUUCUGCUUAGAAUUGCAAUUCAAGAAAAGCGAAAAUCUUAGUCUAAAACUCUUCCGUUUUCCUUUAAACUGCUCGAGAAAAAUUACUUCAGUUUCAGCUUACUUCUACAAACACAUUUGAUUAGCGACAAACACAUUCCUACAUGGAUUUCCUCUUGCAGAAAUUAUUGCGAUGUAAAGAUUUACGUACCUUCUAUGAGUAAACCCGCAAAAUAGGAACCUUUAAUUUAACACGCAAAAGACAUUGGAUAUGGAAUGUUGUCGUAAAACUAUUUAUUUUUCCGGAAAAAUGCUUUUGUAACAGAAAAUAUUUAGUUUUGUUUAUUUUGUGUAGUGUAAUCACAGACUAACAGACAGGACACUCAAAUUAGAUUCUUCAAUCAUUUUAACGGUCAUUUCGAAUAUUCCUUUAUUUGGGACAGUACUCACAUGUGUCAUGAUGGCGCCACGUUACCCUAUCAAAAACAUCCUGUCUGUCAUCUAUACUGUGUUUAUUUUUUUCAUUUACCAACAGAGUUGCCAUUCAUGCAGAAUUACCUGUAAUGUAUUGAUUUGUAUACGUCCAUGCGAAUUUCAUGCAGGAUACAGAUUUAAUACAUAUUGCCAAAACUAUAUACAUAAUUGUGCCUACUUCUCAUCCUCCAACGCAAUACAAAAUCGAACCCGUUUUGUUACAAUAUUUACUUGCUUCUGGUCUGCCGCCACUUAAUUUCGGGCGAAAACUACCAACACAUUAAAAAAUAGUCUAGAUGAACAACGUUGAGUCAAAUAAAUGGUUACCUUCCAACAUCGCGAAAAAUAAAUAUAUUAUCAACGUAAUCCAAUAAUUUAUUGUGACGAUUCAUUUUCAAAAAUUUUGAUGAAAUCAGGCAUCCCUGCAAGCAGCUGAUCGGUGUUGACAAACGAGGGGAAACCAACUAGUAAAAAAAAUUUUACGUAACACAAGGGGUGUACCGAUAGUAAAUAGUUCGCGCAGUACAAUAUAGGUGGAACUAGUGCAUUACGAAAAAUUAUUUUUAUAAGAAUUUACUCAUACUGUCAUGUCUGUUAGUCUGUGGUGUAAUCUAAUACAAAUGCAUUGAAGCAGUGUUGCUACCAUUUUUUUAAUUAUUGAAUUAAAAUCUACAUUCAUAAAAUGUAAGCAAUUUUCCAUCAUACGUUGGCGAAAAAUUAAUCAAAACUGAUAUUUCAUCCAAAAAGUCCGGCUUAACAUUCAUUUGACAAUAAAUUUUUGCUAAAAAAGAUUGUUUGAAACUCAAUCGUGCGAGCCACUUUGAUAAACUGGUUUCACUGUAUAUAUGAAUACAUAGAUCUAUGACAUACGUACCAUAUAAAAUGUACGUAAUACACAAAUAACCAACACAAGUUAACUUGGUUUACUCUUGAUCCUUAACACAAUCACCCCGAUUCUGCAAUCCGACGAAUUUGUGAUACGAACGAACCUACACUUUCCAAUUUGGCAAAUCAUAGUCGCCUGUAUCUUAGUUAGCCGAGCGUUUUCAUCUAUUCACCUUCGCUGAAAAUGUCAAAGAUUUUGAUGUGGAAAAAUCCUGGGGGAUACGGUUGUAUUGUUUGAGAUGUAUGUCUGUCAGCGGCGAGGCAGUCGGUUACCAGAAUGGCUGCCAGCCAUAUUUUGACCGCUGGUAGGGUUCAGUCAGCCGUCUAGCAGCCAUGCGUAUGCGGGUAUGAUUCGAACGACUCUCGUUCGGAAACACUUGAAAUUUCGAACACUAAACAUUAAAGCUGUCAACACUACUUACACGUUCUAUAUUAUUUAUAUUACUCAUUUCUUAGUAAACGAAACCGUCACACUUGUAUAAACAAAUUAGAACGAUUCUAAACCGAACAGAAGUAAUACGUUCGCAAGUCGAUCGAGUAACGUUCGAAAGUUGAACAACUCGAACGAAUGAUAUUCGAGUUCUUACCCAACUCGAACGGAAUGCAGAAUGGAACUGCACAUUGGAUCGGAAUAUUUCGAAUCGAUCGACGUACAGAAUAGGGGUGAUAAUUUUGAAUUUGGAAAAUGUUAUCGUAUUCGAUGAAUCAUUUUUUUUCUCACUUUUUUCAUCAUCAGGCAUGUAUGGACCAUGCACCCACUAAAAGAAAUGCUCUAAAAGACCGGAAAACAUCCUGUAAAGAUCCACAGAUGUUUUUCAGAGAUAGGACUGAUACUCGUUCGACUUGCGUACGUAUUACUUCUGUUCGGUUUAGAAUCGUUCUAAUUUGUCUUGCUCACAAACUGCUUCGACUUUUGCAUAUAUUUUUCAGUAACCGUUUGAUUCAUUUCAGAACUUUCAAGGUGCGAGCACAAAAAAACGGCUACAUUUACAUUUAUUGUCUUCGAUUAGACUAAAAAUUUUCGUACAGGUUUAUCUUUAACAUUACCCACUCGUCGUUUUCCUUUUCUCAACACUUCCCACAUUAUCGAAAUGACGGAAUGCGUAAUGAAUUCUUACUCGACUGCAUGAUUUUUCAGUGCUCGAUCGGUUCAGUGCUAGAAUUUUCGUCUGAGUUGGCAGCUCGAUCAACCUGAUUGACAGUGACAUUAUAAAUGUCAUUGAAUAUUUGCUCAUUUUAUGAAUGUGUUAGUGUGAAAUUUAAGCGACUUAAGCCAUUUCACUACACUCCAGCUAGAGGAAUGGAUGAUGCUGACUAAGGUAGGCCGUUUUGUUAAUUUCCAGCGAAUUUCAAUAGUUUAUUUUGGGAUUCUAAGAAGAACUGGUUAUUUACUAGUUCUGUAUAUCCGAAAAACAUGAAGUUUUAAAUUUGUAUAUUCAGUUAUAUAAUGUUUUCGUUUAAAAAUAAACUGAAAAUCAGCACGAAAACGUGCAAAAUCAGGAAAGAAGAAGAAGAAGACGAAUUGACAAUUCAGUCCGCAUCUUCUCACUCAAUUCCGAAUGAUUUCCGAAUCAACCGGUUGUAGGCGAACCGGUUCAUUCGGAAUCGGUUGUUGCACUGGAGUUGGAAUUGAUUCGGAAUUCAUUAUGAUUUCCACAUGAAAUUCCGAAUGAAAAUUUCUCGCCGAUUCGGAAUUGAUUCGGAAUCCAUUCGGAUCUGAUAAUGUGGGUUGCCGCUCCCCACACUUUGAACCGAUUGAAAAAUUGACACCAGAACUGAAAACCAUUCCGGAAAGUGACUAGAUUCUUAAAGAAUGGCAGAAGCGUUGGCAUAUGCUAAUUGCACUGUUUCAAAAUAAUGUUAUUUCGGAAGCGAUGAAAAUCAAUUUGGAUUAUUGAUUUAAGUUUGAAAUUUUGCUCAAUAAUAUUUGUUUUUCCUUUGGGAUAUUUAAUACUAAAAUGUGGCCCUUAUUCUGCAAGUUGAAUGAGGUGAGAUGGCAGUAGUAUCACGCACAGUGAAGUAAUUGCUGUAGUGAAACAAAAACAUAUUUUUCCAACAAAAUUUUGGGGAUGUGAUGUUCAUAAUAACAACAAGCUCUUCUAAUUAAUUACUGUUUUCUCUGAAGCGACUUUCACGGUGAAGAUCUACAUUCACUUCACUUGAAUUUCACCGUGAAGUGAUACCGAGGGCCACAGUAGAAAUGGGCAAUUCAUUCGCGAACGGUUCAAAAGAACUAGUUCUUGUGAAAGAAUGAAUGAUCAAUAGUUCUUUUUUCGAGAACGGUGGUUCUCUAAUAAGAAAGCUACAUCACGGAAGGAUCGUAGCACUAGCCAUGCAAUGAUUCUAUACGCUAUGAAUGGGCUGCUAAGUCUGUUGAAACAGAAAGGCCGAAUUCCACAAAAGGAAUGUAAUGUUAGGACUUUGCUUUGCUUUGCUUGAGAUCUCGCUUAACCUUACAAAACUAAGUUCUCGUUUAGUAUUUAGUUUAGAACGAACGAACGGCUCUGUGGAGAACUACAGUAUUGAACGGUUCUUUGAAAUGAACUGUUUUGCCCAUCUCGACUGUGUAGUGUCAGUAUUCAUCAGAAGCUUCGAGAAUCGCUAAUGACAGACAACGAUUCACAAUGGUUUUUACCUAUUAGUGUUCGUGUGACUGACUAAUGUAAUGGCAUUCCAAAUUUGUUUGGAGAAUUCACCAUUACUGCCCAUACACGUUCAUUAAAAAUGACAUUACUCUUUAGUAAUGAAACUUUUAAUUAUUGUGUAAGAGCCGCUUAUAGUAGUGAUCGAAUGUUUGUGCAAUGAAAAAUGUCUUUGUCUUAUGAGAAUAGAUUGAAAUUGGAAUGUACCACGCAACAUUAGUCGAGCGGAGAUUUCUCCGACUUAGGGCGUUAUUGUUGACGGAAAACCUAUCCACGUUGAUCCAACUGAAGUUCUGCUUCACUACCUAUCAAAUUAAAAUAAAGUCAAUCGGUAGUGAUAAACUACUCAAGUGGGUUCGCCUUCAGUUGUUCCGUCAUGAAAUAGAAACUUGACGUUCAUUCCGUUAUGCCCCGUUCACACUUCUGCUGGCUGCCAGCAUGCUGGUGUCAGUGUACUACCCUCUUAGGAAAAAACGUUCAACUAUGGUCCAAUGAUUCAAAGUAUUAGACCAACGGAGGACCACCGUUGAACGUUUUUUUCCUCAGAGGGAAGUACACUGACACCAGCAUGCUGGCAGCCAGCAGAAGUGUAAACGGGGCAUUAGAGAUGAGUUAGUUAUCGGUAACAACAAAAAUCCUUACUUGUUUUGAGAAUUUUACACUUACAUUAGUUUUACACCACGGUCAAACUACAUGAAUAUUCAACCCAGUAGGCCAAUAUUGAAUGUGUUUAUUUUGGCUAGCUCAUCGUCCGUGUCCAAACUAAAGUUUGAUGGAACCACCUUUUAAUAGUGCAAGCAACAUUUGAAUGUCUAAACGUUAUUGUUAUUGGCAAACGCAAACCAAAUCUACAUGUCCGAAUUUUAUAUAAAAAAAUGAACUUAUACAAAUAAAAUGAAAAAUUAGCUUGUGGAUUUGAAAUAUUUCUCAUUCAUUUUUUCAUUACACGAUAAGUUGGAUUAAAAAUUCAAGAAAACUAAUCUGUGAAUAAAUGGCGCUCCCAUUUUUUUUGUACGAAGACGCGUAGUUAUCCUGCCUACAAAUUUUUAAUAAUCAUUCACCGAACAUUAGUACACUGAAUCAAAACAAAUGUAGUAAAUAGAACCAUCGAAUUUAUUCAUAGUGUAAAUAAACAAAAACAGAAGCACUAGCCGUCUCCUUUCCUUGCUAUAAUCUGUAACUAGUUCAUGACUGUGUAAACGACAAAUUUAUCCAAAUUCAGACUUCAAAUCCAGCUGACAGAAUGUCUGUCGAGUCUGACAGCGAUUAAGGUAAUCUUUGGAUGUUGUUCAGUAAAAAAAAACUUCGCGUCAGUCAGUCAAUGAAACCCAAACUUUCUCCUUCUACUUUUCUAAAUAUUCCACUGGAGCGCUGAACGAUUCAGGAAUGACAGAUGAAAAUUAAGUAGUAAUGGCAAAGUAUUAGGUGUUAGAUCACUCGGAGUACGACGAACCAUUUAUACAGCUUAGUGGAAUACAAAACAGUAAAACUUUGAAUCACAACCAGGUGUGAGUGUAAGGCAGUAGACGAGGUUACACGAAAAGGAGAACGAUGCAUCAGUGCAUCCACAAGACACAAAACGUACACAGAAACAGCAUAGAAAAGCAUAAAUGUAUUAACUGACUGUAAGAUGUAUAUUAUAGUUAAAUUAAAAUUAAAUUUAAAUAAAAACAAUUGAUGAGAGAUCGGAAUAUAUUCAAUGAGGAUUGAGGCAUGGCAAAUUGUGUAGUCGAUAUUGUAGUAUGCUCAGUCGCCUGACGGAUAAUUUGUAGACGAAGGAAAGCCGGGUGGGCGAUAGGCAGUGAGUGGCGACGGAACAGAACAGUAAAUAAAGUUAUUAAACUGAAACAGAAAUGAAAAUAAGUUAUUGUACUAUUAUGACUAAGUGAUUGCUAUAUAUGAUUUUAUACUAUUAUAAUGAAUAUGAAAACAAAGGAUUUAAACAAACUGGAAAAUGGAAUUCGCAGUUUAUAAAAAUAUAAUUUGGUGUACAAA